CCCCAUCACCGUCUCCCGCCUUUCUUGACAAAGUCCAGUGCACACCCCUACGAUGUUCUGGUUGGGCCUGUUGAUCUUGUUCAUAAUUAUAUUUAAAGAUGGGAGAGCAGAACCCAUUCCAACACAAUUAUUUGGCCUUCGAAUGAUGGAGAAACGGCAUAAGCUGAAGAACAGGAUGUUGAAGAUACUGCCAAAAGCGGCAGCCGCAGUCAGAGUCACGUUUCAAAAUCCGCCCUUCAGUCCGGGCAGGGAUCACACCAAAAGACCUGAGAAUGCAUCCAGGUGGUUCAAGCAGCGCGGCGGUCCCACGGUAUCAAUGAUUCCGGAUGAAGCCAGAACUAAACCAAAGGACCAUGGAGGAAGCAAUAUUGAUUCCCGAGAACCUACUUCUCCUAAAGUGUCGUGCAUGGGACAGAUCAAGCACAAGAAGAAACAGAUCAAGAAAGCCAAGGCCAAGAGCAUGUCGCUGCCCAAGGACGUCAGAGAGGUCGAGCAGCAUUCUUCCGCUUUCCCAAGGAUAUUCCACGGCGCCAGGCAUCCUGCUCCUGCUGCAGCAACCGCCCCGGCUCAUGCGCCACCGGCUCUGGGUGGGAUGAAGCGUUUUGCCAGCGGGCGGAAUGCUUUGACUGAGUUUGAUUGGAAGGCUCAUGCGCCGGCAGUAGACAUGGAACACAACGGUUAUUUUUCAGAUCAAGACAGAGAGAAGAGUGACGCAGAAGAAGAAGAGGUCAUAAUUCCCUUCUCUGCACCUAUUAUGGUAGGUGUUGGUUGUCACGGUGGAGGAGUGCCUUUACAGCCAAGGAAGGAAAUUAAUCUGUGGAAGAGAAGGACGAUGACACCGCCCAGGCCUCUCCAAUUGAAACCGGGGCUCAGAGCAAGUUGAUUUUUUCUUUUAAUCACGCUUUUUUUUUUGCCAUCGAAUUUUAAUUGCGCUUUCUGGGGCUUCAUGUGGUUGUAGAUAUGUUCAAUAUGAUGUAAAUUUCACCCCAGGCGAUGGCCGUGCAUUUUUCUAGGUAUAAUUAGGGAUUUCGACGGGACAAAAAUUGAGCCUUCUUCGGCUAAAUAAAAAAUCGCC
Molecule: messenger RNA, 1075 nt
Organism: Neltuma alba
Lineage: Eukaryota; Viridiplantae; Streptophyta; Magnoliopsida; Fabales; Fabaceae
Exons: 1
Coding region: 53-883 (276 amino acids)
Source: RefSeq, a predicted model, not a curated record